Rhagoletis pomonella (apple maggot) is the source of this 762-nucleotide messenger RNA. RefSeq lists its product as uncharacterized. The transcript is spliced from 2 exons. NCBI's taxonomy places the organism in Eukaryota, Metazoa, Arthropoda, Insecta, Diptera, Tephritidae. The coding region runs from base 1 to 762 and encodes 253 amino acids. The record is from RefSeq and is a predicted model, not a curated record.
AUGCGUGUACAACUACAACGAAAUACAUCGGCUGGUAAUUUUGCAAAACAAUUAAUGGAUAUUGGAAAUGGGCGAAUGCAAAUUGAUGAUUCUACACAAUGUAUCACCUUGCCAGCAAACUUCUGUAGGAUCACAGAAAGCAUAGCCGAAUUGGUGCAAAAGAAUGGAAUACCCGGCGAAACGACAAUAUAUAAGUCCAUCGAUACUGUGGUGAAUCAAGACGAAGUUGUCAACUAUCCAACUGAAUUCUUGAAUUCGCUUGAUUUGCCAGGCAUGCCACUGCACGUUCUAACAUUGAAAAUUGGCGUACCCAUCAUUCUUCUUCGAAGCAUAAGUCCACCACGACUUUGCAACGGAACCAGACUCUCAGUCAAGAAAAUGAUGAACAAUGUUAUCGAAGCAACAAUUUUGAUUGGAAAAUUCAAAGGCGAAGUCGUACGGUUGCCGCGCAUUCCAAUGAUCCCGACAGAUAUGCCAUUCGAAUUCAAACGUUUGCAGUUCCCGGUGCGACUCGCUUUCGCAAUGACUAUCAACAAAGCACAAGCACAAUCGUUGCAAGUGUGUGGAUUAAAUUUGGAGAAUCCAUGCUUCUCAGCAGCGCUAUGUGGCCUGCUCACGCGUCGGAAAACCUUCCGAUUUAUUCGUUUACGCACCAGAUGGAAAAACAAAAAAUAUUGUGUAUCCCACAGCACUUCAAUAAAUAUCGAAUUGAAACGAAACGCUGCAAUGUCAGAAUUUUUUCAAAAUGAACAAAAUCAAUAA